Tetrahymena thermophila SB210 is the source of this 420-nucleotide messenger RNA. RefSeq lists its product as hypothetical. The transcript has 2 exons. The record is from RefSeq and is a predicted model, not a curated record. Lineage: Eukaryota; Ciliophora; Oligohymenophorea; Hymenostomatida; Tetrahymenidae.
AUGGCAGGUAGAGGUAUUAUUGUCUUCCCAUAAGGAGGUUAUUUAUAUGGACACUUUAAAAAUAAUUUAUUAGAAGGAAAAUCUAAAUUAGUUUUCCCAAAUUAAGAUGCUAUGUUUGUAUAUUGCAGCUAAGGAUUUUUUUAAGGUAAAGCAAUUAGAAAAUUCAAAGAUUCUUCGCAAUACAUCGAAUGCUUAUAUGAUAAAGGAAACAUGAUUUCUAUUAAUAGCAAAUUGACAAAAGAUUAAUUUAAGCAUAAAAAAAAACUAGAAUUUGAUGAAUUAAUAAAUAUGAAAGAAUUUUUCGAACAUUUAAACAAAUCAGACCAAAAUAGUUAAACUGUAACUAAAUUAAAUGAAGAUUAUGUAAAUUAAAAAUAUUAAAUUUCUUAAAAUUCAAUUAAUUAAAAAGGAUAUAUAUGA